Molecule: messenger RNA, 1035 nt
Organism: Ixodes scapularis (black-legged tick)
Lineage: Eukaryota; Metazoa; Arthropoda; Arachnida; Ixodida; Ixodidae
Product: muscle-specific protein 20
Exons: 4
Coding region: 202-762 (186 amino acids)
Biological process (GO): actomyosin structure organization
Molecular function (GO): actin binding
Source: RefSeq, a predicted model, not a curated record
CCGAGACGGACUCCGGACGGGCCGGGGCGGGCCCUGCUCCCCUCCGGACCGCGGCUAUCUUUAGCCCGGGCCCCGCGGGCUCGGCGCGAACGCGUGCCCGACGCAUUCGCCCCGCGCUGUUCCACCGACUCCGGGACGAGGCGGCAGUGUUCUUCGGCCCAGGAGCUGCCCAGGAAGCCGUCGUCGUCGACACCGUCCAAGAUGGCCUACCGCGGACCCGCUUACGGACUCAGCGCCCAGAUCGCCAGCAAGAUUGCGUCCAAGCGCGACCCGGAGCUGGAGUCCCAGAUCCUGGACUGGAUCGAGGAAGUGCUCGAGGCUCGGCUGCCGCAGGGACCCUACGAGGAGGUCUUGCGGGAUGGCGUCGUGCUAUGCAAGGUGAUGAACGCGCUGCAGCCGGGCAUCAUUCCGAAGAUCAACACGACGGGGGGCCAGUUCAAGAAGAUGGAGAACAUCGUCAUGUUCCAGAACGCGGCCAAGCAGUGGGGCGUGCCCGAGAUCGACGUCUUCCAGACGGUCGACCUCUGGGAGAAGAGGAACAUCCCCCAGGUCUCCCAGUGCAUCCUCGCCCUGGGCCGCGCUUGUUACCUGCACCCGGAGUACGAAGGUCCGUGCCUGGGGCCCAAGCCGGCCGAGGUCAACAAGCGCGAGUUCACCGAGCUCCAGCUCAGGGCCGGGGAAGGAAUCAUCAACCUGCAGUACGGCACCAACAGGGGCGCCAACGCCAGCGGCAUCAACUUCGGCAACACCAGGCACAUGUGAACUUGCGCCGACGCUCAGGCAGGCCGGGUAGUCCGCCGGAUAGUUCGCAGAUGCCUCCGCAAUCAUCUCCGACUAACCUGUGUUGCCGCCAGCGGUCCACAACAGCUGGCAUUGUGAAAGAACUGCUGCCACGUCUUGGCAUUCGUGAACUAGCUGGUGGUGUCGCUGCCAUCUUGAUGCUUCCGUGUACGAGAAAAUGUGCAACACCGAUGUACCGCAAUCACGCACGCUCACACCCACAUCUUUGCGGUACAAUAAAGAAUGAGGCAUUCU